Messenger RNA from Necator americanus (New World hookworm), 1395 nucleotides. RefSeq lists its product as uncharacterized. The transcript is spliced from 6 exons. The coding region runs from base 1 to 1395 and encodes 464 amino acids. NCBI's taxonomy places the organism in Eukaryota, Metazoa, Nematoda, Chromadorea, Rhabditida, Ancylostomatidae. The record is from RefSeq and is a predicted model, not a curated record.
AUGGAUACGGACCAUACGGUUUUCAUACGACAGAAUAGUGGUAAUGCAAUUAUGUGCAUUGAUCGGAAAUCGUUUACGUUUUGCAAAUGCAUCCAUAUCACGGAACUCAUCUACAUAGUAUACGUUACAACCGCAAUCACUCAUACAGUACCAAUUUUAUUCCUUCUUUUCUAUGCACAAUGGUUAGCACUUAUUGCGGCGGCUAUCAUCGCCAUUGCUCACAUUUUCUUCGCUGUCGCCAUCCAUAAAGAGUCAUAUCGACUUCUCGUCAUUUUCAUAGUUUAUCAGUGUGGUGCGGUGAUAGCGCUAAUCGCUCUAGAUAUAUGGGCAUUAAUAAUUAUGGAAAUGUUUCCUGGAACAAGUAUUUUCGCUGAAAAUUGUCGCAAAACCAAUCCUACUAAUUACAAUGAAUGCGUGAGAUUAAAGGCGGCCAUACUCGGAGGUGUGACCUUAGCAGACACCAUCAUAAAUCUCGCAUUUGUGGCCCCUGUUCUUAAAAGCUAUUUCCUUUUCCUGCGAGAAUCACCCAUCAGUCCGUCGUCAACUGCAAAAAUAUCACGAUUCUCCGCUCCUGGGAUUGGAGAUGCGGCGUUGGACCGUGAACGCUACUUCGGCUCCGUGGACGUUCCAUAUUUCAGGAAAUUCUCAGCGAAUCCUCAGCAAGGACCAUUUCGCGCCCAACCUUUCACUGUAUAUGCACCGUUAAGGGAUCCGUUAGCGCUUGGCGACACGGGACUACCGCAGCAAUACGCCAACCCUACAACUGGAAAUUCAGCGUAUGCAAAUCCAGCUGGUACACUCUACCAACAACAAAAUCCAUUGUUUGUUUCACGUAUGCCUGACGAUAAGGAACUCACUGCUCAACAGUCCUAUUUGCCUGGUGGGAAUUCACUAUACGCCCAAGUGUCGAUCCCGAAGAAAUCUUCAGCCCAAGAAUAUUCCGCUGGAUUCCAUUCAACGGAUUCCAGCGAAUAUUCUAGUGAAAGUGAGCCCACAAAAAAGUACUCAAAACGUUCUAGUAUUCGUGCAAAAAGUAGUACAACUUCUCAACGAUAUCCUGGAUACGAUACAGUAUUCGAUCGGAAAACCUCGGCGGAUCCUUACAUUUUGCAAGAGGGAUUUGGUAGACGUGAUCGAAAAUAUUCGAGAGAUAUUGACCAACCAUAUAGGUCUACUGGUUAUUCGAGAAGUCUCGGAAGAUCCAGAUAUAGUAGAGAGGAUGAAUCCCCAUCGAUGAAGGAUCAGAGAAGAGAUUUUGAUCGUUCACCGUACGCGAAGGAUACGAGGCACUUCUCUGAUAUUCCCUAUAAUUCACGAGAUUUUAAACAUUCAAGAUUCGAUCGUCGUCCAUCUUCCGACUUGCAAGGUUACAGAGAACCUCCACCAGACUAUUAA